This is a messenger RNA of Lotus japonicus, 4237 nucleotides long. RefSeq lists its product as uncharacterized. The coding region runs from base 141 to 3755 and encodes 1204 amino acids. Gene Ontology annotation, molecular function: chromatin binding; ATP hydrolysis activity; ATP binding. The transcript is spliced from 16 exons. The record is from RefSeq and is a predicted model, not a curated record. Gene Ontology annotation, biological process: DNA repair; DNA damage checkpoint signaling; mitotic DNA replication checkpoint signaling. Lineage: Eukaryota; Viridiplantae; Streptophyta; Magnoliopsida; Fabales; Fabaceae.
CGCAUUCCCUCCAAAAUUUUCUCACACUAACUUCAAGUCCGAAUCGCUCUCUCCUCUCCUCUCCUCUCCCUCCACCACUACCCCCAAAUUCCAAAACCCUAAUUGAUCAAUCCAAAUCAACCAAAUUCAAUUCUACAGUAAUGGCUGGCCCCGUCGUAGAGCUUACUCCUUCCGGCAAUGCCGGCACACCGGCGCGCCGCAGUGUCCGCCGGCGGUUGGUCCAAACCACGCUCUUCCCUCUCAACCCACCACCAGAACCCCGUGACAAACCCAUCGAAGAUGAAGACAGAGAGGAUGAACAAGACGAUGAGUACUGCGGCGACGCCGAGAAUCAUCGCAAGAAGAGGAAGCCCAAGGGAAAAUCCACUCCUCGUAAAAAAGGUUCCAAGAAUUCCACGCCGAAGAAAAAUGCAUCUGCUAACGAGAACAAGGUUUCAGCUUCACAGAAUGUGUUUGCUGAUCCAGUGCCUGAUUUACGGUUAGAGGCAAAAUUGUCAGCUGAGGAAAAUUCAAGGAUGUUUGCAGGACGGCAAGUGCAUCCAUUUUUUUCGUCGUGUAAAGCGGGGAAGAAAAUCCAGGAGAUACCUGAACCAGGAAGUAACCUGUGCAAAGCUAAGAGUGAGGAUGAAAGGAUUACCUGUGGUCCUAUUCACGUAUUUGAAAAUAUUAAGGAUGAUACUUCAUCCCUUGAUUGGAGAAACUGGACAUUUUUGGGAAAUACCACCUCCGAGAAUUGUGGUCCAGAAAGUUCAAAUUCAUCUGUUUUGGAGGGUUCUGCUGAAUCCUUAAAUUUUAAAAUGCUUCUUAGUACUUUGGAUCCAUCAGGCGCUUCAGUUUUUCAGAAUGCUUUAUCUUCCACAGAUUUACUUUCUGUGCAUCAAGAAAAUCUGCAAGAAACAUCACCGUCAAACGCAUCUCCAUUAGCAGAGAAAACAAAAUGUCCUCAGAUGCCAAAAGAUGACAAAGUGGACUUGGAGGUGGACGAAUGUGUGAAUUUUGUGCAAGCUGGCAUUUUUAGAAAGUCAGAUUCUGAGCCACUGAGUAGAUUUCUUCAAGAAAGUAUGAGGUCGUACUACCGUACUUAUGAAAACAAGGCUGAAGGCAGCUUGUGGACAUACAAAUACAGGCCAACGAAGGCUGUUGAGGUGUGUGGUAAUGAUGAAUCUGUGAAUUUCUUGCGUGAUUGGCUACAUCUUUGGCGUGAAAGACGUUAUGCAGGCAGAAAGGCUACAUCUAGUAAGGAUAAAAAUGACAUGCAAGAUGAUGAUGAUGGUGAUUAUGACUGUUCUCAUAGUGACUACGAUUCAGAAGAUAUGAAUGAGGAGGAUUCCCUGCAAAAUGUUCUUCUAAUUACAGGACCUGUCGGGAGUGGCAAGUCUGCAGCAGUCUAUGCUUGUGCCCAAGAGCAAGGUUUUGACAUAUUAGAGCUCAAUGCAUCAGAUUGUAGAAAUGGGGCUGUUGUCAAGCAGUAUUUUGGAGACACUCUUAGUUCACAUGGGUUUAAAAGAUUAUCAGAACACACUGCAAGUUCACAGAAGAAAGCUAUGAAAUUGCCCCCAGCUGCGCCAUUGCUUAAUGUUCAAGCUACUGAUGAGGUGAAUGAAGGAGUGGUUGAACUGAUAGCUAUAUCUGAUGAUGAAGCUCAAAGCUCUGGUGGAACAUCACGAAAGUUACUUGACAAAAAUAAUGUUGUUGCAUCUGAUAAAUUUCAAACUUUAAUUCUAGUUGAGGAUGUGGACAUACUUUUUCCUGAAGAUCGUGGAUGCAUUGCUGCCAUACAACAGAUUGCUGAGUCGGCAAGGGGGCCAAUUAUAUUGACCAGCAAUAGUGAUAAUCAUGGCCUGCCAGAUAAUUUUGAUAGGCACCAUGUUUCGUUCUCAUUGCCAUCGCCAAAGGAUUUGCUUUGCCAUUUGUACACUGUUUGUAUCACAGAAGGAGUCAACAUCCAUCCUCUUUUACUGCAGAAGUUUAUACAGUCUUGUGAUGGAGAUAUCCGAAAAACCAUCAUGCACAUUCAGUUCUGGCUGCAGAGUAAAAAGAAAGAUGGAAAAGUACAACCGGAUUAUGGCUCACUUCCAUUCGAUCUUGAGGUUGGCCAUCAGUUAUUACCAAAGAUAAUGCCCUGGGAUUUCCCCUCAGAGAUAUCUGAACUAAUAGAGAAUGAAUUUGCCAAAUCGGUAAACUUAAUGGAAGAAAGCUCUAGUUUGCAAGAGUUAGAUGAGCAGUAUAUGGAGACUGAUUAUAUAAAGGCCAAGAAGGUGCAGAUGAUUGAGAGAAAUGGAUCUAUAUCAGACUACAGCGAGCUUGAAAUUAAAUAUAAUGCUAUUUCUGAGUUUUCCAAUUGCUCUGGAUCCCCACUAGCAUCCCCUCGGCAAAAUGGUCGGAGGAAACUUGUAGUAAUGUCCUCUGAUUCUGAGGAUGAGGAUUCAAGUCAUCGAUGUUCGCUAGACACUUGUGAUGAUGCUAAUAAGAGACAAUCCAUCAAAGAAAAUAAUGAACCCCCCUCUGAGUUUCAAUUGAAUGAAAACUAUCCCAGCACAUCAGUGCGCAAAUUGGUUUGUUCUGAAUUGGAGGAUCCAGAGGAAGAACAUAUUAAAGAUUCAGAAGCAGCUGAUGACACAUGCUUAAAUGAAACUUGUAAAUCAUUUGAUGUGUCCUGUGUGCCAGAAUCAACGUUUGUUCCUGAGACUGCCAUUGAAAAUGGAACAGGGACAGUGUCCGGAGAAGUGUCUUCUGGUUGCCCUGCUGGUCCUCUGGAAGUAUCGGUGAAUAAUGAGUUAAAACCAUUCACUUUCAGUGUUCGCAGACGCUUAACAAAAUUGUCACAAAAUUCAGGUCUCUUGGUGGAUGCUGAAGUUCCAGAUUCUUCGCCAAAUGAGGGUUUGCAAGAUUUUCUACAUGAAAAUAUGGAAACUACAACUGUGAAGGUGAUGGAUGAGUGUAGUCGUGUGGAUUUCAAACUAAAGUCAACAUUUGUUGAGUCAAGUCCUUUGACGGAGACAGAUAUGGUUCAAGAAAUGUGGAGAAAACUCCGUGAGCGUGGAGUGGAAUUAAAACAGCAUGUUACCUCAGAUAAGCCAGGUGCUUUUCAAGUUGUUAACCUUGCUUGUGGACUGAGCAAUCUAAUUUCCGAAGCUGACUUGUUUCACACUCACCAGCGAAAAUUGGAUAUUGUGGAAUCUCCAAUAUUCCUUUCUGAUGAAGCUGCAUCUAGUUGUUAUCAUGAACAAACAAUGACGUCCACUGUUGCUGUACAUGGGUUUUGUUCUUAUGCUAAACGAAUAGCAGAUGCAGGAUCAAAGUUAAAUUGUGCAAAUUGGACUGAUUUAGCUAAUGAGAUGUUGGCCUCCACAACUAAUAUUAUGACUCUGGGGAAAUUAUCCAGACAGGAUCUUACCAAAAGCAUAGUUAUUUAUGCUGGAAAGGAACUUGAGUUGAAUAAUCCAGUAUAUAAUAUGCAGAAAAGCAAAAACAAUGCAUCUCUGCUUGAUGCCAUUCAAUCCAUUGUUCCUGCAAGAAUAUCCCUGGCACUGAAAGGUGAAGCAUUCAGUGAAUAUCUAUCUUCAGUGCGCCAAAUUUCUAGGUCAGAGGCCUUCCGGAUUUCACAAGGUGUUGAAAAGAGAAGAGGAAGGGUGCGGGGUGCUCAACAUUACUUGAACAGGUGUGCAAUGUUGUCUCCUGAAGAUAUAUCUUUGGUGAACGAGGGUGAUUUGUACAGAAAGUUUUCACAGGAUACAACAAACACAGAAAGCUAAUGUGUUUUGGAUUUUCGUUUUAGUCAAUGUAGAUCCACGAUUAGCGUGGCAAAAUUAAUACCUUGAGAUAUGUAAAAUUACGUUUGUCUUUAAACCAACCUCAAACCAAACAUACCUAGGGAUACAAGCAGCUACAGGAACGGGUUUAUGAUUCACAUAGGAUUAAGUCCUAGUUUGUUUUUGCCUAGGAUGAUUAGGGUCAUUGGGCUGAGAUUGUAAAUUAAUCUAGAGCAGAGAAUGAGUGGAGUCGCAGAAGAGGUCACCUUUGUGUCGUCUUUUUGUAAGCUCAUCAUACUUGAUUUCAUUUUUUUUUUCUUUUAAUUGAUGGAUGUUGAAGGAUGACAUGAAUAAAACAUAAGCAUAGCACACUUGAUGGAUGCCAAAGACUAAAUCAUGUUAUCCAUUGAUGGAUACUUAAGUACGGAAUGUAUAGUGCAAAAAUUAGUGUAAUAUUCCAUCCGUUCCUAAUUAUAAGACCUAGU